AGUGAGGAACGCUUCUCUAUUUUGCCUCAACAGCAUUGACGGCGACGAGGUGUCGAGGCGACCGACGACGCCACGCCCAGGACUUCGAUGGCCAUCCCCGCGUCCCUGUUGCUUUUGCUGGCUCUGCUCGGCUCCACCGCGCUGGCCGAUGCCGGCGUCGUCCCUCAGCAAGUCCGGGGGCAGCCCGGGCCCCACAGGCGGCUAGUUAAAUGCCCUCCUGGGAAGCAGUGCAGACCUGGCCACGCUCGAUACCCGCAGACUGAUGGCAAUCUUAGCCCACGCGGAUUUGAGGUGAUCGGACCUAUUGGAUUAGUUGAUCUGGAACCGAUUGAAAUCAUCGAGCCUGUCGAAGUCAUCGAGCCAAUCGAAAUCGUCGAGCCGGUUGAAGUCAUCGAUCCCGUUCACUAUGUGCAGCCAGUGGAAGUGAUUAGUCCCGUCGGUGUGGAUGUUGUUCAUCCUGUGGAUGCGGGGGUGAGGUCUCCUCAAGUGGUGGUAGUGUACGAUGACUACGACUAUUACUACUAAGCGCCUCCAUGACUAAAUGCCUCCUGCGAAGUGCAACUGACCUACUCAAGCAGAAAAGAAGAUAAAAGACCGACACACGGACAUGAGAAACUACCUGCCACACGCAUUUCCACUCAUUAAGAGCUUACUCAGCACACUCGGAAAGGAAGGGCGAGUCUCAAAAUUAAGACGUUGUGUAUGUGUGUCUCUUUCAGGUUUAUAUAACCAAUGAUUAGAACUUCAAGAUCAACUCAACUUUGACGCAUAGUUUGGAGUUUCAGUUCCGCACGCAAUAAUACUUGCAAGCUGUGUACGAUAUCGCCAGCUAUAGGCAUGCAGUCCGACCGCGGCCGCUUCCGCCGCACUACUAAAAUAAAUAAAACGAGUUGAAAAACACAAA
Molecule: messenger RNA, 904 nt
Organism: Frankliniella occidentalis (western flower thrips)
Lineage: Eukaryota; Metazoa; Arthropoda; Insecta; Thysanoptera; Thripidae
Exons: 3
Coding region: 88-525 (145 amino acids)
Source: RefSeq, a predicted model, not a curated record